This is a messenger RNA of Suricata suricatta (meerkat), 1937 nucleotides long. RefSeq names its product IQ motif containing M (gene IQCM). The record is from RefSeq and is a predicted model, not a curated record. The transcript has 13 exons. The coding region runs from base 128 to 1630 and encodes 500 amino acids. Lineage: Eukaryota; Metazoa; Chordata; Mammalia; Carnivora; Herpestidae. Gene Ontology annotation, molecular function: protein binding.
AGUGGGAGAACUGCUGGGCACCUUAUCUACAAUUAAGGUUUAAGAAAAACCAGAAGACUUAAAAGAGAUAAAGAUUUAUGGGGACUUGGAGCCCAACAUUCAAAAAAGAUCACCCUGGCCACCCAUCAUGGCUGCUGGAGAAGCUACUCCUGAUAAAGCAGAAGGUCCCUUAUUAGAGAUUACCAAACAGGAUUUUCUUCAAGAAGCAAAAACUCUCAUUGCCCAACAUUAUGAGAAAGUAAAUGAGAAUAAAGUUCAAAGUACUUCUAUAAAUGUUUUUAGAAAUAAACAUCAAAAACCAAAAUCUGGAAAAUUCAUACCUUUGGAGAUUAAAAAAAAGGAAACCCUUGAUGGGGUCCAGGAACUUUGGAUGGCACACAAAAAGAUUUGUUUUCCCAAACGUCUGUUCAAGAAGGAACAUUUUGAGGAAACCCCACAACAAACUUCUUUUAAGGAGCCAUGCAUGUUUGGUAUAAAGAGAGAAUUCAAAGACCCAAUGGAUCUAAUUGUGAAAGAGCAAGUUAAACUCGGUAAAAUAGUGACUAAUAUUGAAUCAGUGAGUAAAAAAAUGGAGAGAGAAAAGCAUCAGCACCAUGGGAAGAAGGCCAGAUUGUUGGUUUCACCAUAUGUCAUCCCCAUCAUCAACCUUGACUUGCUCUUAGGACCCAUGACUUCCUCUUCCAUGGGACUUCUGAAAGAACAUGAUAAAACAUUCUAUGAUUGGAGAGGAAUUAUGUCAACAAAAUCUUCCCGGCUGACUCCUGGUGCCAGCUGGCCUAGUUUGUGUGGGCCAUCGUCAGUGUUUCAGGAUUACCGUCCUAAAACCUUACUGAAGAAAGAGCAGAAGCCUAUCCAGCCAGAACCGAGGCCACAGCCCAGGCUAAAAUCUAUUCAAACUAAAAGUGGUAAACUUGACAAUAAAGUUAAAAGAAUUGGACCACACAUAGAAAUCUUCCAAGUGUUCCAGGAAAAAAAUAAAUUCAUAAAUACCAAAAAAAUAGUGAGAAUGAUCAUCAUCAUGCAGGCCUAUGUCAGAGGGUGGCUUGAACGGAGAAGAUACCAGAGAAUAAAGACCAAGGCUUUGUAUCAUGGACCAAAUUUGAGAGCAGUUAUAAACUUGUAUCAUAGACUAAUUCAUCGUGUUAAAUAUCGACACGGUCUUUGGAGGACAAGACAAAUUACAAACUUUGUGGAGCUAGAAGAAUGGAUGGACAGAAAAAAGUUCUAUGAAACAAUGUUUGCUAAGAGAGAAGAUUGGCAAGGAUUAGAAAGAAGUGAGCUCCUUAAGUUCUUUAGCGACUGUGGUCAUUUCCCAACCCAGCAGCAAAUUGAUGAGGUUUGGGACCUGGUCCAUAGAAAAGACCACGACAGAUAUUCUCAACUCCUCAAGAAGCACAAUGCUAUUGAAAUGUUAUUUACACUGUAUCCUCCUCAAGGUGCCCAUGUGCAUAAAAAUGUACGACUUAGGUCAACUUGGCUGAGACCCAUAGUAAAUGGGGAAGAAGGAUAUAAAUAUAUAGUGAAUGGACAUCCAAUACUCAGAAGAGCUAAUAUCCAGAUCGUUGGAAAGUUAGUAUCCAGAUCUAUAAGAGAAAGGAAAAUGAGACAUUUACCAGAAGAAGUAGAAUAAUGUUUCAACACAAUGUUAUUAUCUUAAGAGUUGAACCUAUCGACCCCAAAAGAUACAUUAACAUCAGCCAUGGAUUAAUUAUGUAUCAACAGGAAAAAAUGGCAACCAUCUUUGGAUAUCAAAAGAAGGAUUUCAACAAGUCAGUUUAUAACUUCUAAAUAUCUUUGGAUAAACCAUUCAUUGGGUCAUCUUCACUAAAUGCUAGUGUUUUAUCAUAAUGAAGUUGAAACCACACAGUGUCAAGUGUUCCUUUCAUUGGACUUUAAUUUCUGUUGUCCCAUUACCAAUAAAUGCCAUAAAGAAACUU